AUGCAAACUACAGGAACGUUUUCCUUGGUGAACAAUGCCAUCGAAUCGAAUACGUCGCGGUACUUUGCCGUAGUACAUCUCGCGGGAAAGCAGUUCAAAGUUACCACAGACGAUCUAAUUAUGGUUAAGACUCCUUUAUUCGGCGCAGAUGUAGGAGAUCAUUUGCGUUUGGAAAAGGUUCUCCUACUGGGAGCAAAGGACUUUACUUUGAUCGGACGGCCGUUGCUGGAUAAAAAUACGGUUAACGUAGAAGCCGUGGUCGUCGAGAAAACGCUGGAACAUCCGCACCUGUGNCCUGUGCUCACGCUGAUUCUUUUUUUAGUGUUUCAAGAUAACGUGGCUGUGUUACGGAUUCUGAAUAUUUCUGCUUCCCCAAUAACGAGUGGUGUACAAUAG
Molecule: messenger RNA, 396 nt
Organism: Echinostoma caproni
Lineage: Eukaryota; Metazoa; Platyhelminthes; Trematoda; Plagiorchiida; Echinostomatidae
Source: the annotation of a GenBank genome assembly